Messenger RNA from Penicillium longicatenatum, 1332 nucleotides. RefSeq lists its product as uncharacterized. The record is from RefSeq and is a predicted model, not a curated record. Gene Ontology annotation, molecular function: phosphatidylserine decarboxylase activity. Gene Ontology annotation, biological process: phosphatidylethanolamine biosynthetic process. Gene Ontology annotation, cellular component: mitochondrion. NCBI's taxonomy places the organism in Eukaryota, Fungi, Ascomycota, Eurotiomycetes, Eurotiales, Aspergillaceae. The transcript has 2 exons. The coding region runs from base 1 to 1332 and encodes 443 amino acids.
AUGUCACCUAAAAUUCAGCACACUCAUCAAUUGCAUCACCUCGGCAGUUGGAUGCCCGCAGACCAUGACGCCCACCGAGAAUGGCUAGGCGGAGUGAUCCAGCACGUGGACAACAACGAAAAAGAGCUUCACCCCGUUCUAAAGGAAUUCCAAGAUCUGAUCGAAACCAACACCCGAGUGUACAUGUUGCUUGAAGGAAUGUUCAAGGAAGUCCCAAACAAGAAGCCCUACAGCCAGGAUCCAACAGGCCACCCCGAAAUUCGUGACUACAAGCACUUUCUCCAGGUCCUCAACCACUUGUUGACAACGGCCCCAUCAUGGACUGACAAAGCCCACCGCGUCGGUUUGGUCGGGCUACCCAUCAAUGCAGUGCUAGACUGGCCAAUGGGCACACCAAGUGGUUACGCUGCAUUCCUUGACCCCGAGAUCAAUGCGAUGUUCAAGAAGAUUCUCAAUGCCUGGGGCGAGUUCUUGCGUUCCCCCGCAUCCGCUGAUGUCCUGAACAAAACCUCUAAUGGCUGGUUUGGUGAGACCGGACACCGGGACCUCACUGCUGUCGCGAAGAUCGGUCCCACGGCUACUGAAACCCUCGAGUUCCACGAGAUGUUCCAUUGCGACCCCUCUGCAUCGAAUUACGGCUACAAGUCAUGGGACGACUUCUUCACUCGCCUAUUCCGCGAGGGAAUGCGCCCGGUCGCAGAACCGGAUAACAACCGGGUUAUUGCUAAUGCAUGCGAGUCAAGACCAUUCAGACUCGCACAUGAUGUGAAAGCCCGCGACAGGUUCUGGAUCAAGAGUCAACCGUACUCAGUGCUGGAUAUGUUGGCCCAUGAUCAGUAUGCUGAGCAGUUCGUUGGUGGUACGGUCUAUCAGGCGUUUUUGAGUGCUCUGAGUUACCACCGCUGGCAUGCACCUGUUUCAGGAAAGGUUAUGAAGGCCUUCGUUGCCGAUGGGACAUACUAUUCGGAACCGUUAUUUGAGGGCGUCGGCAAUCCGCAGCCCCAUGUCCAGGAUAUCGAUAUCGCUGGUCAGGUUACCUCACAGGGAUAUAUUACUUCAACUGCUACCAGGGCUAUCAUCUUUAUUGAGGCUGAUGACCCGGCAAUUGGCCUCAUGGCCUUUAUUGGUGUAGGUAUGGCUGAAGUUUCAACCUGCGAUAUUACCGUCAAGGAAGGUCAGCAUCUUACCAAGGGAGAUGAGAUCGGUAUGUUCCACUUUGGUGGAUCUACUCAUUGUCUUCUCUUCCGGAAGGGUGUUAAUGUCACCGGAUUCCCUGAGCCGGGCAUGGAAGAGAAUAUGCCAGUUCGGAGCCGACUGGCUAUUGUUUCAUAG